AUGUCAAAUAGAAGUCAAAGAGGCAACAUUCAAGGCAAGCACAUGACGUGCACGGAUAAACAGUCUCCCCGCCCGCUGCUCCAUCUGCCUCGGCGCGGCUGGAUCCCCAGGGCUCUGCUCUCUUGCCUACCUUUGACCUUUCACAAGCCAGAGAGGAUAGUGACUAGGCUGCCUCUUCAAGCUAGAAUGACUACUGCCGAUGGUCCUGCUAGGGUGCAUGACCGGAAUGCACGUCGCCGUCCAUUCUCCAACUGGGUGAAACGCCUGGCGAACCUUAAGAGUUCCUCUGAUUCUACGACAAAUCGAUGGUCCAACAAGCGCUACACUGGUAAUAAGGGCAAGAAGGGCGAUCAAGAAAACAACCCAUACCCGCUUUCUGGAACUAUCAACCGUGACACAGGGACUCAGACACCGACCGACUCAUACACGGAUGACCAUUAUGGUGCAGAAUCUCGCUCCAGGAGCGACCCAUCUUUGUGUUCGGGCUAUGAGAACCCGGCUCCCCUGACAAGCGCAAAAUCCGCUGCGCCAACCAUUUCAACCAAUGGCGAUGCCGCAUUCUCUGAAGCGGCGUAUUCCAAGGCAGGCACAUUGACAACUGGCACCGAAGGAUUUAGCACCCAUGGCGGUGGCGAGGGUAGUACCUUCUCAUCGCCUGCGCCUUCGAUUCGAUCCAUGACCACUACCCUGACCACUGUGCACUCGACGGCACCCUCAACCCAACUAGCUCCUCAAACCAGCAGAUUCAAUUUUCCCACCAAUUCCCUCCAACCUCACCCGCUACCGCAGUCCCCCCCGCACCUCGUGCCCCAAAGCCAUGCGAUGACGUACAGCGCCGCAACCGCAAACAAUGCCUUGACCGAUAACGCUUCUCUUCUCACCUUGGCGAGCUCAUCCAAGCGCCGUCGGCGCAACUCCCUAGAUACCAAUGCAUCCGUACGUGGAUUGGCUCCCUCUUCUGUAUUCGGCGGUAGUCGGGAGAGCCUGCCGCUGAGUGUUCUGAGUGGAAAUACGACUGAAGCAUCCAAUACCUCUGUGUUCAACGCCUCAGGUGUACUGAGCCGACCAAGCAUUGUUGGUCUUGCGAGUGCUGAACGCAUCAGUGUGUACUCGGCCUCCGGAGCAAUUCCGCUAGCUAGCACCACUGCGGAGCGGGGCGGCUUGUACACCACUAAGCAGACCGCCGGCGGUGAUACGGCCAGCAUUCGCAGCGGCGUCCAAUCACACAGUCGAAAUGACAGUACCGCCGCCAGUAUCGCUGGGGGUAUUAGCAGUCCAUUGGCCAUGACUGGUCGCAUGAGUCGAAGAAGUUCUGGCUGGGGAGAAAUUACCGGUGAGGAAGGCAAUGACGGAAAGCCAGUUGAGAAAAACGAAGACGAAGCCACUACUAAAGAUGAGCAUGGCUUUCCCGUUGAGCGGCUCAAGACAUGA
Molecule: messenger RNA, 1431 nt
Organism: Penicillium mononematosum
Lineage: Eukaryota; Fungi; Ascomycota; Eurotiomycetes; Eurotiales; Aspergillaceae
Exons: 3
Coding region: 1-1431 (476 amino acids)
Source: RefSeq, a predicted model, not a curated record